AUGUUUGGACAAAAUGGGGUUGAUAAAAUGGAUGAGAAUUCGAAAUCGAACCCUAUGUUCUUUGAGACCACAACCAUCACCUUCUUCGUCAUCCUCCUCAUUUGCAUCAUUUGUAUCCUCCUUCUAUUGGCAAUUUUUUUUUAUAAAUGUUUCACAGGCAAGACCACUGAGGAGCCAGCGAAGCCCCCUUGUACCGAUGAAAAUGAAGGUGAAGAUUGUUUAUUUGCCAGUGCAAAGAUGAACAAACCCAAAGAUCAAGAAAAGGUCCUACUGCGCUUGGUAAACAUGGACAUGCCAGUGAGACCUGGCAUUCUUGUCCAAAGACAGAGUAAGGACGGCGAGGUGGCCUCACCCUUAGGAGAGAUCACCGAGGCAGAAGAGGACAAACACAGACAGACAUUAGAGCCUUUGACGAAUGCUGGAGAAACCACCCUUGAGGGUGAGAGUGCUGAGAAAACACCCGUACAUGUCCACAGAACUUCAACCGCUGAAAGCCAAAAAAGACCUUUAAAAGGAGUGACGUUUUCUAAGGAAGUCAUUGUUGUGGAUCUCGGAAACAAAUACCCCACACCUCGAAGCUAUUCUCGAGAACACAAAGAGAGAAAGUGA
Molecule: messenger RNA, 609 nt
Organism: Cricetulus griseus (Chinese hamster)
Lineage: Eukaryota; Metazoa; Chordata; Mammalia; Rodentia; Cricetidae
Source: RefSeq, a predicted model, not a curated record